AUGCAUAAACAAACUCCUAUUGUUGUUUCGAAUUGGUGCUCAUCGUUCUUAACUGUUGUGCCUCAUCUACGUAAUCAAUUUUCUGCUUUCAUAUGCUCGACUCACCACACAAUGGAUCGCAAAGGAGGCACACAAGCCAGAUCGACCCUACAAGGCUCGUCACCCUCGUCUUCAAACCAUCUAGCGAGAAGCCUUGGAGUAAAAAAGAUUAUUCCUUUCAUCAACCUUCCGCCGUCGUAG
Messenger RNA from Debaryomyces hansenii CBS767, 240 nucleotides. RefSeq names its product DEHA2F25366p. Lineage: Eukaryota; Fungi; Ascomycota; Pichiomycetes; Serinales; Debaryomycetaceae. The record is from RefSeq and is a predicted model, not a curated record. Bases 1 to 240 code for a protein of 79 amino acids. The transcript has a single exon.